Molecule: messenger RNA, 1815 nt
Organism: Hemiscyllium ocellatum (epaulette shark)
Lineage: Eukaryota; Metazoa; Chordata; Chondrichthyes; Orectolobiformes; Hemiscylliidae
Product: cyclic nucleotide-gated cation channel beta-3-like
Exons: 15
Coding region: 1-1815 (604 amino acids)
Biological process (GO): monoatomic cation transmembrane transport
Cellular component (GO): photoreceptor outer segment; plasma membrane; intracellular cyclic nucleotide activated cation channel complex
Molecular function (GO): intracellularly cAMP-activated cation channel activity; intracellularly cGMP-activated cation channel activity; protein-containing complex binding
Source: RefSeq, a predicted model, not a curated record
AUGUCCCAGCCUCCUCCAUGCUGGAAUCGUACUAAAGAACCAAAGUCUCAGACAACAAUUGCAACUGUCUCCAAACAAGGAGUUGAAACAAGCUUACAAAUAGAACCUGCAUCAAUGGAAAAAGAAGUUGGACUUCACAACACAUCCUCUAGUGAAUGCGAGCAAGAGCAACGAGUAUUUCUCAGUGAUAGAGCUGAUGCACAGCUUCAAAGCUUAGUGUCACGUGUGCGGGAAAGGACAUCAUUAUACAAAGAAAAGUUGAUUAGUGAGGAUGGUUCUUCAUCAGAUGAAACUCCACCAGCUUCUCCAAUCAAAAAGGUUCCUGCACCAAAGGAUGAUGAAGAAAAACAACAACAAGAAAUAAGUCAUGAUGAGACCAAAACCGAAGAGGCAUAUUACUGUGACAUGGUUUGCUUUGAAUUCAAGAGACUUUCAAUUAAAAAGAUCAUUCACAAGUUAAGAAUCCCUGAAAGCAUUGAAAACUCAGAUUGGCGCUACGUGUUGUGGUUGUUUUUGGUGGCACUUGCAUGGAACUGGAGUUGCUGGUUUAUUCCUGUGCGCUGGGCUUUCAACUUUCAGACACUGGACACUCUUCCCUAUUGGUUAACCAUUGAUUAUAUCUGUGAUUUCAUCUAUCUACUCGAUAUGUUAGUAUUCCAGACCCGACUGCAGUUCAUUAAACAAGGAGACAUAAUAAAUAAUAAAGAAGAAAUGAAAAAGAAUUACAUGCAAUCAUUGAAAUUCAAGCUUGAUCUGGCAUCAGUAAUUCCAUUUGAUUUAUUCUACUUGGUGUUUGAGUGCAAUCCCCUGUUUCGACUGAAUCGUUUACUUAAGUAUUUAGCAUUCUUCGAAUUUAAUUAUCGAUUGGAGACGAUAAUGGAAAAAGCCUAUAUAUACAGAAUUGCACGAACAACAGGAUACCUGCUUUACCUUUUGCAUAUAAAUGCUUGCAUUUAUUACUGGGCAUCAGUGUAUGAAGGUAUUAGCAGCACUAAAUGGGUCUACAAUGGCAAAGGAAAUAGGUACCUGAGAUGUUACUAUUGGGCAGUCCGCUCUUUGAUCACUAUUGGUGGUAUUUCCGAACCCGUCACCCUCUUUGAAAUAAUCUUUCAGGGGUGCAAUUAUUUCAUAGGUGUCUUUGUUUUCUCCAGCUUACUUGGUCAGAUGCGUGAUAUCAUUGGCAAAGCCACUACGGAAUUUAGUUAUUACCAAAGUUCAAUUGACAACACAAUGAAUUACAUGAAUGCAUAUUCAGUUUCAAAAUGUGUGCAAAAUCGUGUGCGUAAGUGGUAUGAAUACACUUGGGAAUCACAAGGCCUGCUGGCAUCAUCUGAGCUAUUGGAAAAUUUGCCAGUAAAGAUGCAACUAUCAAUUGCUAUUGAUCAAAACUAUGCAAUAGUCAGCAAAGUUGACCUGUUUAAGGAGUGUGACAAACAAAUGACAUAUGACAUUCUGCUCAAGCUAAAAUCAGUUGUGUAUUUGCCUGGUGAUUUUGUAUGCAAGAAGGGAGAUGUAGGCAAGGAAAUGUAUAUCAUCAAGACAGGACAAGUCCAGGUGCUUGGUGGACCUGAUGACAAAGAAGUUUUGGUUACCUUGAAGGCUGGAUCUGUAUUUGGAGAAAUCAGUCUUCUGGCUGGAGUUGGAGGGAAUCGGCGAACUACUAAUGUGAUUGCAAGCGGAUUUACAAACUUAUUUAUUUUGGACAAGACGACUCUGAAUGAAAUUCUUAUGAAUUAUCCAGAUUCACAAAAGGUUCUUAAAAGGAAGGCCAGCAAGUCAUUGGAGUCUGAAAUACAGUGCCCAGAAGUGUGUUAG